Messenger RNA from Gryllus bimaculatus (two-spotted cricket), 402 nucleotides. The record is from the annotation of a GenBank genome assembly. Lineage: Eukaryota; Metazoa; Arthropoda; Insecta; Orthoptera; Gryllidae.
CGUGUUUUGGAUCGUGGUGAUGGUGCUGGCGGUGGUGGGCGCCGUGGCCAUCGCCAUGACCACGUGGAGGCGCUUCCAGGAGAACCCCACGGUGCUGGCGAUGGACCACUGGAAACGCAUCCAGACGACUCAGAGUUCGAGAAAUUCAUGGAAGCUAUAUUUGGUGCAACUUACACUACAUUUGAUGCUUUCAAUGAAACUACAAAAUAUUACGAAGACUAUAUUAAACCGGAGAACUAUCAAGAUGUUGUGUUUAAGAACAAAUAUCAUUUCGAGUAUACUAUCCUCAACUCUAACGACAACAUGGGUCCAGAAAAGCCUGAAGUGUGGGUCUCCUUCACUGAAAUGGGCGUCUGUUACUCGUACAAUACAGCAAUAUCUCCUUACCUCAAUCCUGAGUAA